Messenger RNA from Ostrinia nubilalis (European corn borer), 1810 nucleotides. RefSeq lists its product as uncharacterized. The record is from RefSeq and is a predicted model, not a curated record. NCBI's taxonomy places the organism in Eukaryota, Metazoa, Arthropoda, Insecta, Lepidoptera, Crambidae. The transcript has 3 exons. Bases 1 to 975 code for a protein of 324 amino acids.
AUGGUCCCUCAUGACUUAAAGGUUAAGAACCACUGUUUUAUUGCAUGGAGAUAUUUUGUAGAUUUCACAAACGGCAAAUAUUGUGCUGGAGUGUGCGCAUACGUCUCCGUCGCCGUCAAGAGCUUCGAUAUACACAGAGAGAACAUCGGAUACGCCACAUCACUCGCCGUCAACAAGGGAUUCGCCAUUUACAAGUCCAGAAAGUGCGCAGUAACGAACGCCCUGCGGGAGACGCUGCUCAGCUUCGGCGGCAGCGUCGCGACUGAGCUGGCCGAGCUGCUCGAGUCCCACAAGGCGGUCACGCCCCCGCCCGCGCCUCACCCCGCCCCCGCGGCCGACGAGAACAACCAGAACGCGCCCAACAAGAUGGCCGACGCCGCGCCCAAGAACUCGCCGCUCAACCGCGGCCCGCGCAAGGAAGACUGCCCCGCCAACAACCGCGCUCUCCAACCGCAGAUCAAGAAUGCGCCCGUCGCCACCGCGCACCCCAUGCCCGCCCCCGCGCUCGCCCCGCGCCCGCCCCGCCCCCCCGUGCCCCCCGCCCCUCUGCGACCCAACUCCAACGUAAGUUUCGUGCUCCAACCCGUCAUGCCGCCGCUGUAUCCAGCUCGCCUGCCGCCGCCCGCGCCCCCAGUCUACCCGAACUACUUCGAGUACACCGGCCCGUGGCACUUCGCCUACGAGACCUACGACCGCCCCCACGGCAACGUCAACCUCAACUUCAACGCGCCUCCCAAGAACCUCGUCGUCAACGGGCGCGGCUCCGUCGAGUGCAAGAACGCCUGCCGCCAGGAAGGCGAGCCGGUUCAGUUCGCGCCGCAGCAGGGCGCCGGCUGCUGGAUCAAGCCGACCAUCUUCUACGACGGCUUCUGGACGGAGCAGAAGGUCAAGAAGUGGGUCGCCGAGCAGGUGGAGAAGCAGUUCCCGGAGGAGGCGUCGCACAAGUCGGCCUCGCCCGACGCGCCCAAGUCCUGAGGUCGGACGUUUAAACUGUUCUUUUCCCCGAUUUGAUUGAUCGAAUGGCGUCGGAUGAUAAAAUCGUGAUCAGAUUUUUUUUGACAAUCUCACACAGCGCCAUCUAGCCCCAAAGUAACCAAUUAAUAUGCUUGUGUUAUGGGUGCUGGCUUUUACUUUUCGCUCUCUAGGUUUGGUAAUUUUGGUAUCGCUCCGUUCGUGUCAUUCCGGUUUUGAAACCGCAACUGUUUAGGCUUAUGGUUUUCGCAUUUGUCCCACUCGUUUUUUAUUAAUUUUUUUCUGUACCACCGAACCUUGAGAAAGGUGAUGGGAUAGUGUUAGAGGCAUGAUUUGCCAAUUUGGUUCUAUUUUGAAAGUGGACUGAUCACAGUCGACUUUCGUCUGCUCGCGUACGAUUGCGUAGCAGCAGUAUUACAAUUUUAGGAGUGUGGACGCCACCAGUCAAUUUGGCUUGUGUCCCAUGUCAGAGUAUUAUAUCGUUUGCAAGUCGAAAUACUGAAAGAUAAUCGAAUUUAAAGUUAAACAUGGUGUCCACAAACCUAUUAUUGUGAUUUAUUUUUAACCGACUUCGAAGACGGAGGAGGUUGUUUCUUGUAGGCUCUACGUUAGCGGAGCCGUCGCGCAGUGCUAUCGCGUGCCCGGUCCUUGACGCGUAGGGUAUUUGACUUUUAAAUUAUAAGUAAAAUAAAAUAGAAGGUUGUAGUAUCAAAAUUUGCUCAAUGUUAUCCCAAAACUUAAUAAAUAUAGAAUACGAGUGAUUAUUCUUACAUGAAGUCAAAUACCCUAAAAGCAAUUUAUGAUAAAAAGAACUAUAAAAAUUGACAUAGACGAGACA